Molecule: messenger RNA, 6435 nt
Organism: Dreissena polymorpha
Lineage: Eukaryota; Metazoa; Mollusca; Bivalvia; Myida; Dreissenidae
Product: phospholipid-transporting ATPase ABCA3-like
Exons: 20
Coding region: 219-5534 (1771 amino acids)
Biological process (GO): lipid transport; transmembrane transport; isoprenoid biosynthetic process
Cellular component (GO): intracellular membrane-bounded organelle; membrane
Molecular function (GO): ATP binding; ABC-type transporter activity; lipid carrier activity
Source: RefSeq, a predicted model, not a curated record
UUGCCCAGCGGAAUUAGUUGGAUUAUUUUUCGCAAUUUUCACCGUCUGAUAACACUGAUUUUUUUCCUUGCUUUAUUUAAGAUAACAUGCAGUGUGUCAUAGCGAAUGGAUUUGUCAUUUUGUUCAAUUCUUCAUAAAUCAAAUUAAACUCGCCGCAAAUACACGUAAAAAUCAUGUAGAGCGCAUAGACGCCAAGUUUGAACACCCCGCAGCCAGCGAUGUCGAGGCAAGGGAGACAAUUCUUGCUGCUGCUCUGGAAGAACUCUCUGCUUCAGAAGCGGAAGGUGAUAACCACGGUCUUCGAAAUCGGAUUGCCUACGUUCUUUGCCCUCAUCCUUAUUUUCAUCCGCCUCAGGGUGACAGGCGAGAUGAAAGAGAAAACGGUAUGGGGAGAGUGCAGCGGAUGGAAACAACUUUCUUCGAAGCUACCGCACAAUCUAAGUUUUACCCCUGACAACGAGAUCACACGUAAAGUCAUGCGUCACGUUGUUAGUCAGCAAAUAGGAAUCAUCGGUUCACAUGGCUGUAGUUCUGAAGAUGAAAUGGUUCGCUUUUUGAUGUUUGAAAAUUCCACCGUCAACAACACAAGAGAUUAUCUAGCGGGUGUCGUGUUCACUAACAGUUUUUCUGGAAACGGUUCCAGUUUACCCAAGAAUAUCGUGUAUAAGCUCCGAUUCUCGUCAUCGCCACGCAAUGCUAAGAAGCAGAAAAUUGGACUAAAUCCAUACCGUAUGAACACCAACUGGCAAACCGAUUUCAUUUUUCCGUUGUACCAACAAGUUGGACCAAGGACCUCAAAUGAGACUUGUGGUGGACCGCCAGGUUAUAAGCGGGAAGGCUUUCUUGCUGUACAGCACGCCGUCAACAUGGCCGUCAUAAAGGUCGCAGAGGGAGGCAACUCUCCCAACAUGACUCCUUACGCCGAUAUGUCACUGAUACGACACCCUUACCCCGCAUACAACGCCGACAACUUCAUCUUGGUGAUUCAGCAGCAGUUCCCUCUCAUCCUCAUGCUAAGCUUUGUCCUAGUGGCCCUCAACAUCGUAAAAGAUGUGGUGCACGAGAAGGAAAGAAAACUCAAGGAAUCUAUGAAAAUGAUGGGUCUCAACAACUGGCUUCAUUGGGCUGCAUGGUUCGUGAAGUACCUUCUCUUUUUGUGCAUCACUGUGGCGGUCAUGACCUUGUUUCUGUGCGUUGGGACAGCUAAGGGGCCAGUAAUAGGCAAGACGGACCCUUCUGUGGUCUUCGUAUACCUCCUAGUGUACUCCGUGUCCACCAUCUCGUUCUGCUUUGCUGUAAGCGUCUUCUUCAGUAAAGCCAACUCUGGCGCUGCUGCGGGUGGGAUACUGUUCUUCGUGACAUACAUCCCCUACUUCUUUAUCCAGCCCCGUUAUGCGACCUUUACCUGGGGUCAGAAGCUGGUUUCCAGCCUCGUGUCCAACGUCGCCAUGGCGUACGGAGGCCAGAUUAUAGGCAUGUUUGAAGGAACAGGCGAGGGUGUUCAGUGGAGCAACAUUCGACGAGGGGCGUCUAUAGAUGAUAAUUUCUCGUUGUUCAAUGUCAUAAUGAUGAUGCUGGCGGACGCCGUACUUUACGGAAUGAUUACGUGGUAUGUGGAGGCCGUGUUUCCAGGAGAAUUCGGCGUUCCACAGAAAUGGUACUUCCCGUUCACUUGCUCGUAUUGGUGCGGCACGAAUUCAGAUGAGUUUGUGCCCGAAGAUAGGGGAAUAUCAAUUGGGCAGGAACCGGAGUACUUUGAGGCAGACCCAGAAGGCAAAAAGGCAGGAAUAGCGAUCCGCAAUCUCCGAAAGGAAUUUAAAAACGGAGGCAAAAAGAAGGUGGCUGUUUGUGGUAUGACCUUGGACAUGUAUGAAGGUCACAUAACAGCGCUUCUCGGUCACAAUGGAGCCGGAAAGACAACCACCAUGUCUAUGCUGACCGGUUUCAUUCCCACAAGUAAUGGUACAGCCCGAGUGAAUGGGUUCGACAUAAGACAAGACAUUGCUAACGUUCGCAGCAGCCUGGGUCUGUGUCCUCAGCACGACGUUCUUUUUGACACCCUCACUGUAGAAGAGCAUCUGACAUUUUUUGCUAGGUUGAAGGGCUAUUCCGGGCACGAUUUGGAAGAGGAAAUUAACCACAUGCUUCGCACAAUCAAUCUUGAGGACAAGCGACACGCUCAGGCGAUGGCACUGUCAGGAGGUAUGAAACGGAAGCUUUCAGUUGCCAUAGCACUGAUUGGAGGAUCGAAGGUUGUUAUCCUAGAUGAACCUUCAUCUGGCAUGGAUCCAGAAGCCCGCAGACAGCUUUGGAAUAUCCUGCAGCAGAAUAAAGCCGGUCGCACAAUGGUUUUGUCCACGCACUUUAUGGACGAGGCAGAUCACCUGGGCGACAGGAUUGCAAUUAUGGCAGAAGGCGUUGUUAAAUGUUGUGGAAGUUCUAAAUUUCUGAAAAACAAAUACGGUGCUGGGUACCACAUGAUCAUUGUAAAGACAGACAAUUGUGACGUAAAUUUUAUAACGCAACGUAUUAAGCAUCACGUGCCGGAGGCAAAACUGGAGAAUAACGUCGCUGCCGAGCUCUCGUUCAUUCUGCCAAAGGAAAGGUCCUCGGCUUUCGAGAAAAUGUUUACGGAGUUCGACAGCAGACUAGGGGAAAUGGGAAUUCAGAGCUACGGCAUCUCUGUUACAACCAUGGAAGAAGUGUUUUUGAGGGUAGGGGAACAAUCCGUCAAAAGUUCCGGUGAUAGGUCAAUUUCGCUUAGCGAUGUUCAGGACUUGUCAGUGUUCCCCGCAAAUGGCGUUACUAAUGCUGCGAAGAGUAAGCAUGGAAACAUACAAGAUGCACCUCACGGCUCCGAUAACAAGUACCACCGCAGCGCCAGUUUUACGGAAAAACUACAACGCAAUAAUGGCAUUCGUCUCUACAUGCAACAAUUCUACGCCAUGUUCAUAAAACGCCUAACGCACACUUUUCGGAAUUUGAUAGUAACCAGCACCCAGCUGGGCGUACCUCUGUUUUUCACAAUUGCUGGUCUCAUUGUGAUCCAGACUUUCCCAGGGCCACAUGACCAGCCUGCUCUUUCACUUUCAAUCGAGACUUUGGGAGAUAACGUAGUUGUUUAUGCUCUCGUCAACAAAAGUGUUGCAAAUGUGGAUCAAUUCGGGAAUGCGUACAGGGAUCAGUUCAACAAGAGCCAAAGAACUGUCGUAACACUUGUUAACGAUGAUAAAGGAUUCAAGAAUAAUCCUGAUAUGACUGAGUUCUUGCUGAAUCAAGCUAGGAAUGGUAUAGGCGGCUACAAUAUAAAAUACCUUGUUGCUGCGGCCAUUGAAAGCACGGAAGAUUCCGUUUUACAGGUCAAAAGCUUUUUCAACAACCAAGCCUUUCAUACCCCUGGCGUUAGCUUAGCUAUGGUUGGAAAUGCGUUGCUCAGAUACGUGAUGAACAGCAGUGACUAUUCACUGGGUGUCAUAAAUCAUCCUUUACCUAGAACAGCCAGCGACAAAUUUAGAGAUGAGAGUACGUCGGAAACAACUGGGUUCACACUUGCAUUUAACAUAGUAUUCGGAAUGUCAUUUCUUGCCAGUAGUUUUUCAUUAUUUCUUAUCAAAGAAAGGGCCACUAAGGCCAAGCAUCUGCAAUUUACCAGUGGUGUUCGAGUUUUCACGUUUUGGUCAGCGACAUUUUGUUGGGACAUAUUGAAUUAUUUGAUGACAGCAAUUGCCCUUUUGAUAACAAUUUGGGCUUUCCAAGUAGACGCCUUUAUAGCGGGACACAACAUGGCCCACAUCGCUCUACUUUUCUUUCUGUAUGGAUGUGCAUUGUUGCCGUUCAUGUACCUGUGUUCAUUCUUGUUCAACGUUCCAGCUAGCGGAUACGUGUGGUUGACAAUGUUCAACAUUCUUUCAGGUGUAGCUACGAUACUUGCAGUUGGUAUUUUAAGUAUACCACAGUUAGAUCUAUUGGAUCUUGCGCAUGCCUUGGAGUGGGUAUUCCUCGUUCUGUUACCAAACUACUGCCUCGGCCAAGGCAUUGAAGAUUACUAUCAAAACUACAAGCUUGGGCUCAUCUACGAGGAGUAUUGCGUUAAGGAUAAAAUUAAGGAUUUUUGCGAGAAAAUACCAAACCCGUGUUGCAUAGAAUCAGGGAACUGUGGAAAUUCAUCAACCUGUAUUGAAUACAACCCCAAUCCGCUUGGCUGGAAGGCGAACGGAAUAGGCAGAAUGUUGACGUUUCUAUGCAUUCAGUUCGUGUUCUAUUACGGGGUCCUUCUUCUGAUGGAAUCUAACAUUGUCCAAAGCGUCAUUCAGAAGAUUAGAAAACGAACAAAGCCACUGGACGAGUAUAUUGUUACACACGAUGUCGUCCGAGAAGAUAAUGACGUUGCUAAAGAACGAAGUCGAAUCGCAAAUAAUACAAUCACGUCUUUAUGUAGAUCGGAUAAGCUAAUUCUGUCAGAGCUUUCUAAAUGUUACAACAAUCACGUCGCAGUUAAUCAAAUCAGCAUUGGAAUACCCGAAGGAGAAUGCUUUGGGUUGCUUGGUGUCAACGGGGCAGGAAAGACAAGCACUUUCAAGAUGCUAACUGGGGACGAAACUCUCACGUCCGGGGCUGCGUUCUUGAAUGGUUACGAUGUAUCAACAAAUAUUGCAGAAGUUCGGCAGUACCUCGGUUAUUGUCCACAAUUUGACGCUUUGAUAGACCAAAUGACUGGACGAGAGACGUUGUUCAUGUACGCUAGACUGAGAGGAAUUAAGGACAUACCCGCUCUUGUUGAGGAUCUUUUAGAUGCCUUACUUCUAACGCAAUACGCUGAUAAAUAUGUUCAAACUUACAGCGGUGGCAAUAAGCGGAAGCUUAGUACGGCUAUAGCUCUGAUAGGGAACCCGCCAGUAGUGUUCUUGGAUGAGCCAACGACUGGCAUGGACCCUAAUGCACGUCGAUAUCUUUGGGACACUCUGUGUAGGAUCAGAGCUUCUGGAAGGACGCUUAUUCUCACAUCGCAUAGCAUGGAAGAAUGCGAGGCGCUAUGCACAAGAAUUGCGAUCAUGGUCAACGGUCAGUUCAAAUGUCUCGGAAGUCCUCAACACCUGAAGAACAAGUUUAGUGAAGGGUACAUUCUGUAUGCGACAAUAGGGACCCCUGUGGAUGGCUCACUGCCUGACACAAAAGAUCUCCAGAACUUUAUUGAGCAACAAUUUCCAGGAUGCCUCUUGAAAGAUGUAGACAGGAGGAUGGUCCAUUAUCACAUCACAGAUACAUCCAUGACACUUGCCAGAAUAUUUGGAACAAUGGAGACAGCAAUAAAGCAUUUCAACAUCGAGGAUUACUCCGUUAGUCAAACCACACUUGAGCAAGUUUUUAUUAACCUUGCCAAGUCUCAGGUACAACCUAGUGAAAUACGUUCGGGUUGUUGCGCAGGUUGUUAUUUGGGACGCAUGUUGUCAAGCUGUUGCCAUGGCAAAAGCGCUUCGCAAGAAUACAUACGACACGACAGUAAUGCGUCGUCGGCACAGAACAUUCACCUUUGAAUAUUAACAACGACUUGUGCAUUUUAUUGCAUUCAAAAGAAACGAAAGCUAUGAACAUAGGAUUUAUCGUGAAUAUUGAAUCAUGGUUACUUAUUAUCAUCAUAUUGCUUUCGUUUUUUGAUGAAAAUUUAUUGACUCGUCAAAUCGUUCACAAUAACCAUUUUUGCAUCGUUUGUUUCAUGAUAAAACACUUUGCAUCAUGUAAAUUGUAAUUACUGUCUCGCAAUGUCCAGUAUUGUCUUGACAUUUUUCGUACACUUACAAAGAAUGUUUGUGUUUGCAUAUUGUCUGUUGUAAUCGCUUUUGUGAUACUUUUAAUGUUUUUUGUUAUUUUCAUGUAGUUUUACGUAUUAAAAGAUCGAAUGCUACAAUUGAAGAUGAGAAGUAUACUAAUUAUUAACAUGAAAAUAUUUUCAAAUAUAAAACAAUCUCCCAAAUAUUUCAUAAUUCUCAAGUGUAUGUAAUAUGCGUAGAAAGGGGAUGUAAACCUAAAUGUUUCCUUACUUUGUGUUACAAAUGUAAAAAAAAUCUAGAGAAAGAAAAGCAUGGCUAUGUGUUUUGCAUACAAGAAUAUUAACUUAUUAAGACAUAAAUGCGACACAAAUUAAUUGGAACACAUUGAACCAUGUAUCUGAAUUUAUUGCCUCUUCAUUUACUUACCUUUUUAUUUUAAUAUAUUUAUUUCCCUUAUCUUUCUGUUAUUGAAUGAACAUACUUGGUCGCAAUUACAUUGAUACCGAUGUGGUUUAAUAGACGAUAGUUUAUUGACCUAGUCACAAGAAUUGUUUUGUAUUUUUACUUUUAGCUCGCAUUCCAAAAUUACAUGUUUUUCCUUUUUUACAAUAGUUUUAUCUUUAUAUAUAUUGUUUUACUAUUUACUUUAAAAAUACUUAAGACAAAU